Molecule: messenger RNA, 4521 nt
Organism: Stylophora pistillata
Lineage: Eukaryota; Metazoa; Cnidaria; Anthozoa; Scleractinia; Pocilloporidae
Cellular component (GO): cytoplasm
Molecular function (GO): ubiquitin-protein transferase activity; protein binding
Source: RefSeq, a predicted model, not a curated record
AUGUACACUGGAAAUCCAAAUGCAAAUCGAGCAGCAGCUUUAAGGGUGCUCUCCAUGGCCACUGAUGUUAUCAAGUCACUUGUUCCACUGGCCUGCAGGCAAGAUAACAUCUUGAUUCGUAUGGUGGCAGAACUACUUGGUCUCUUUUGUACUAUAGAAAGUUUACAAAGCCGAGUCCUAGAGGAUGGCUGCCUUAAAGCUGUGCUGGCUUACUCAGUAUCAACAGAUACUGAACUGCAAUUCUGGGCAUCAGCUCUACUUCUGAACAUGGCCAUGACUUCUGAUGAUGUCAAGAAAGAAAUCAUUAUGCUGGGAGGAUUAAAGCCUCUAAUGGAGUUAGCAAUUGGGGACAGUGAUCACCCACAGUGUUCAACACAUGCAGCCAAGACUCUCGUCAUGUUAGGAUUUCUUGACACAGAAAUCCCAGUGCGUAUUAAGUCACUUGGGUACAGAAAUGGUGAGCGUGUAAGUAUUUUAAUCAACGGCAAGGAACACUGUCCUAAUAAACCUGGUAUUAAUAUUGUGGUGAUGGACUUCAUGACAUUCCAAGUCACUGAGGCUGCUGCAUUCGAUACCGGACAUGACAAGGAAGCCAGCGACCAACUUGUAGAUUUUGUUGAUAUGAUACCAGUUGGUACCUUGGUUUUCAUAGCUGUGCGAGGAGAGGCAGAAUAUUAUAUGUCUGACAAGGCAAAACUGAGUCUGAAAGACAUUGGUAUCGAAGAUUGGGAUUUCAAGACUGGCGAACUUUGGACAUUUUGCGGUUACAAGCGAAGAGAUGGAGCAGUAGGGAUUUCUCUUCAACGAGGCUUUGAUGUUGUUGAGCUGUCCACGACGCUCAGUUUAGGGUACUAUUCAAAUGAGCAGGUCCAAGGUUACAUUUUGUUACCACUGAUUGAUCUUUUGAUGAGCACGCCUGCUUCGCUCGCCAUCAGCAAAGUGUCAGAAUUGGAGCUGCUGACAGUUCUAGCAAGACAUGACCAUCAUAAAGAAGUGAUGGUGAACUCAGAGGGGUUUUUGGAGUACAUCGUGCAGUUGAUUUACAGCAUGACAAACAAGACAGCUGAUCAUCUGAGAGCCAAUCCAUUGCUAAUAGCUCAUUGUAUCGGAGCAAUGAAGAUUAUUACUGCAAUCAGUAUUUCCCAGGAGAUCCAUGAAAAAUUCUCCGAACAUAAAGUCCUGGAUUGUGUUCUUAGCCUUUUAUCCUUAAUCAACUCUAUUCAGCUCCAGAGGCUGAAACAGCAACUUAAAACAAGAACUGAAAGAAUGGGACAAACAGGUAUCCUGGUAACUGAAGCAGAAGACUUCGGUGACAACGAGAGUGAACAGCCAGUCGAGGGAAACGCAGUUAGUCGUGUGGUUUCCUCUCCAGGAGGAAAUGUAUCUACUGUACCAGAAGAAGUGAAACUAACUGCAAGUGGUUUAAGAACUCCAGUUCACGGCUCCACCACAGAUGAACCUACCUCUGUAAAAGGCGGCUCCCCGUUUCAUAACACAUUGGUGAAAAAAUCCAACACGAAACCUCUCCUGACAGAGAGCGUGACAGGAGAAGCGAUAAUUCAAGACGACUUAGAUGAAGCGUUCUCCACUCUUACUGGCCUAAGUGUAAUCACGCUCUACAACUGUAUGGACUUGAUUUCAAAUCUAGAGGAGUUUCGUGAGCACCUUUCCAAGGCUGGAACUAUGCGGAUCCUAUGGUGUCGACUUGUGACCACCUCGUGUAGUUCAUCGACAAUUCAACAGAUUGAACUCGCCACUGAGAUGUUACUGAAUUUAUGCUGCUGCAUGACGAUGUUGGAAAAGUAUACUACAGAGCUUGGGGUGGAGCUUGACGAGCAGACGAAGACGCCGGCUCUUGUGCUGAGUGCUGAUCGUCUGGAGGCUUCAAAUCCAAACUGGACAUUUGAAAGCGUGCAUGCCACCAUGUGUGUAGGACGGGGGAUGUGUGCAGUGCCUCCUUUUCCUGCUGGCUGGUACUAUGAAGUCACCCUGAAGUGUACAGGAAUACUGCAAAUAGGCUGGCAAACCGAAGAAUGCCGAUACGGUCCCGAGCGAGGCGUAGGGGUUGGUGACGACAAGAACUCAUGCGCAUUCGAUGGUGCGCGGUGUAAAGUAUGGAGUGGACCCCCUUGUGAACAACUGAGCAAUGACUAUGGAAAGGAAUGGAGUUAUGGAGAUGUUUUGAGUUGUUUGUUCUCUUGGAAUGGAGAAGUCUCCUUCUGGUUGAACGGAGUAGAUAUGGGUGUGGCGUUUAGGGGGCUAAACCCUGGAGUUAAUUGGUAUCCUGCGGCGUCCAUCGCCAUGGACCAGCAUUGCUGCUUCAACUUUGGUAACAAGCCCUUCAGAUACGAAAUGCCUGAUGGGUACAUAGCCGUAAGUCACGUGGUCUCUAACCUGGUAAAGAAAGCUUCACUGCGCCUAUCGUCUUGUUGGACGCCGAUCAGCGGUAGCUUUGAAAGCAUUGUGGAGGAAGAUGAGGAAGUGAUUGAUGAUCAGGAACUUGAGGCUUCGGAUGUAGCUAAGCCUGAUGAUACAGCUCAAAGACAAUUGAUCCAGUCUUGUAACAAGGAGCCCUCUAGAGCUGUUAUGAAAGAGGAACAACCGUCCGUUCUUUCUCUGGAACACAGCGUGGCUGAAUCAAAUGUGUUGUUUGACUACCAGGACACAUCCUCUUUGAGCAAAUCUUCUCUCGCCUUAUCUCCCGAACCUACAAAUAAUUCUUUAACAUUUGUUACACCUUCCUCUGGUGUCUUCACCACACCCCAGAGCUCGCCACCCAAAGUAUCCGGUCUUGACGUAAUUUUUCCUGGAACCGAACCAGAGCCCUCGCCGUAUGGAGUGAUGUCGACUGGUGACGAGACAGCAAACGAAGAAAGACCUCCAUUUGAAGAAAAACACGUGACCAGCACUCCAUAUUUGGGCCUAGGCCCUUUGAGGGACUCUAUUGGAAAGCACUUUGAAGCGAGGUCGCGCCUUAACGCUUGGCCACAAGAAGCAACCCUGGGAGAGUCCUUCAUAGAGCCCGUUCUGCCUUGUCUGUACUUUGAAGCAGAACUGAAAUUCGCUCCAUGCCGAGUCAAACAAAUGGGUUUCAUCAAUGUGGAAACAAGGGAAAAAUUUUAUUGUGACGUACAUGACGGCCAUCUUCAGUUUCCGAAGUCGUCCAGUCCCACUCCGCACGCGUACACGUACGAGCAACAAAGUUUCAGGGUCCCGGAUGUUGUGGGCUGUGCAGUAAUAUUAUCGACGGGACAGAUCAUGUUUACCUUAGAUGGAGUAGCAACCGGACAAUUUUAUGACUUCCCAUCAAGUAAACCAUCAUCAAUGGUCAUUGAAAAUCUUUUCCCCUAUAUAUCUUGUACGCGAAUUCGAUGUAAUUAUGGACAGCGGUCGUUCCUGUUUGAGGAUGCGAAUAACAAAGAGUCUCUGGUUAUGAGUGGGGCUCUGCUGCAUGGAUUGGUUGAAGAAUACUUAAGGCUGUAGCCUGAGACAGAACAAGUGUAUUAAGAACAACACAGCAGUCAAACGUCUGCGCACGUGCGAACGAUGUGAUGACUAGAUGGCGUGCUUUUAAGCUGUCAGAACCAGGUUGUGUCACACGAGUUACCAACAACCACACAAGCCAGUUAGUCACGGUGUUUUAAAAUCGUGCAACUUUUUCGGUAAAGCUCUUUAAAACAUGACGCUGUAUAAAAUAUAACUUUCUUGGUAAUUGCUUUUUAAUAUGACGCUAUAGACGUUUCCGAACCCCGCAGUAUGCAGAACGCGCGUCAUAUAUGAACGUCGUAAGUGGUCUAGCUCACCCAAGAGUCUCUGUGGCUUAGUGGUAGAGCAUUGGAGCGCGGAAUCCUCAUGGGAACUCAGAAUUUUUUCUUCGUCCCAUGCUCGUGACAAGACGAAAGAACAUCUUUCUAUAUUUCUUUAUCGAGCUCAAAACUUUCCAUCUUUCUUGUUCUUUACAGAAUGCUUUGUGUUCGAAAAGUCUCGAGUGUUUUCCGUUUUUCCCACUUUUGUUUUUUUACAGAUUUCUAUGAAUGUUUCAAUUAUCUUUCGCUUAGUGUGCAAGUUAGCCGGCAGUUGUUUCGUAUGUUUUCCUCUGAAACUUUGCGCGGGAAAAUUGGCGCGCGGUCGGUCAGAACGGAUCCCCCCGCGCAUGUUCGGCGUUUGACCGCUGUGUUACUUAAAACUAGGAAGAGUUUCAUGUUAAGGUUCUGCAGCAAUAUGUGGAGUGUGCGUUCUCGAUACGAUUCCUUUUUGAAACGAUCUGAAGCAAGUAAAUAAUUUUGGCUGGACUUCUUUAGUGUUUAAAAAUUUCAUUCUCUUGUCGGUUAAUUGGUUUGUAAAGAAUGUAGCGUUUUGAUAAGUCUGCCAUGCGAUAAAAUAACACUCUUGUUUCCAGAGCCCCCUUCUUAUUUAGUCAUGUGAUAAGAGAAACGAAAAAGUAGUGACUGAUGGGACGAGAAGGAUAGAAGAUAUAUUUAGAUGUGAGAUUGAAAUUUAUAAAAGAUACUGCAGUUUUUU